AUGGUUGGGAAAGUGGGAUCCGUCGAAGUAGGUCCUCCGGCCAAGAAGGGCGAGGGACGUACCCGUCGAUACUACGCCACGCCAGAUCGUCUCGUCACUCAGCCGGCUGAUGACAUUGUCGUCGUACCCGACAUCCUCGAGUAUGCUGCUCGCACGAGACCCGACAAGCCCUUGUUCGGUUGGAGAGACACGAUUAAGAUGCACAAUGAGGAGAAGGAGAUUACCAAGACGGUCAAAGGCAAGGAAAUCAAGGAGAUGAAGAAGUGGAGAUACUACGAGCUCUCUGAUUACAAGUGGUGGAACACCAAGGAGGUUCUCGACCGAUGCCAAGCCGUCGGUAGCGGAUUGCGUCAACUGGGCAUCACUAAUGAGCAAAAGUUCAAUAUCUACGCUUCUACACACGCGCAUUGGCAACUCGUAGCUCAAGGGUGCUGCAUCCAUGGCAUUACCUUUGCUACUGCUUACGACUCCCUCGGAGAGUCGGGCCUCGAGCAUUCCCUCAACGAGCCCGAAUGUGUCGGCGUCUUCACGAAUGCCGCACUUCUCGGCACGCUCGCUGCUGUCGUUGGCAAGACGCCCACAGUCAAGACCAUCAUCUAUGAUGGCUCGAUCGACGAAGAUCCAAAGUUCGGUCAGGCACUCGAGAAGCUCAAAGGCAUCAAGCAAGGCGAAGAGAGCUUGCAGAUCUUGAGCCUCACAGAGCUCAUCGAGCUUGGUAACAAGCACAAGCAUGAACCUGUCAGGCCCAAGCCAGAGACUAUCGCGUGCAUCAUGUACACGUCAGGCUCUACCGGCGCGCCCAAGGGCGUCAUCCUGACCCAUGCCAACAUUGUCGCAUCUGUCGGCGCAGUCAGAACGCUCCUCAUCGACGUGUUCCGACCAGUCGACACGUUCAUUGCCUUCCUCCCAUUGGCGCAUAUCCUCGAAUUUGUUGCCGAAAUGGCGAUGAUCUACAUCGGUCUCUCAAUGGGCUAUGGCAAGAUCGCUACUUUGACCGACACUUCUGUCCGCAAUUGUGUCGGAGACAUUCGCGCGCUCAAGCCGACCUGCAUGGUCGGCGUGCCUGCCGUAUGGGAGCUCAUUCGUAAGGGUAUCGUUGGCAAAGUCAAGGCAGGCGGCGGCCUCAAGGAGAAGAUGUUCUAUGGCGCACUGGCAGCCAAGCAGGCCAACAAGACCCUCUUCGGCGGCAUCACAGACGCUGUCGUGUUCAGCAAGGUCAAGCAACAGACUGGCGGCCGUCUGCGAUACGUGCUCUCAGGUGGUGCACCUAUUUCUCGUGAUACCCAAGCUUUCCUCUCCACCGCCCUCGUGACGGUGCUUCAGGGCUAUGGUCUCACUGAAUCGUGUGGCAUGACUGCCAUUCUGCAUCCCGACUUCAUGCAGUACGGCUCUGUCGGCGUGCCUGUUCCCUCGAUGGAGGUUAAGCUCGUCGAUAUCGAAGAGACAAAGUAUUUCUCGAGCAACAACCCGCCCCAAGGCGAAGUCUGGGUUCGUGGCAACUCGCUCACGCAAGGCUACUACAAGCGCGAAGAGCAAACAAAGAAAGACUUUACCGAGGAUGGCUGGUUCAUGACAGGUGACGUCGGUCAGUGGAACGCAGACGGCACGCUGUCCAUCAUUGACCGAAAGAAGAAUUUGGUCAAGCUUUCCGGCGGAGAGUACAUUGCGAUCGAACGUCUCGAGGCGACAUACAAGUCUUGCCCGCUGGUCAGCAACAUGUGUGUGCAUGCAGAUCCGGACGCCAAGCAGCCCAUGGCGAUUGUUUGCUCGCACGAGGCAAAUCUGAAAUCUUUCUGCGCUAGCAAUGGUCAUGGAGGCAAGGACGAAGACAUCAACCAUCUCGUCACGGUCGACGCAGUGCGUGACGAUGUUCUCAAGGAGCUCAACGCCAUCGGCAAGAAGACUGGCUUCAAGUCGCUCGAGAUGCUCCAAUGCAUUGUGCUCGUCGCUGACGAAUGGACGCCUCAGUCAGGCUUACUGACAGCGGCCCAGAAGCUGCAGCGAAAGGCUAUCGUCGAACGGUACAAGGAGAAGAUUGACAAGGUCUAUCCUUGA
Mixia osmundae IAM 14324 is the source of this 2055-nucleotide messenger RNA. RefSeq lists its product as uncharacterized. The transcript is spliced from 11 exons. Gene Ontology annotation, cellular component: endoplasmic reticulum; plasma membrane; lipid droplet. Lineage: Eukaryota; Fungi; Basidiomycota; Mixiomycetes; Mixiales; Mixiaceae. Gene Ontology annotation, biological process: long-chain fatty acid metabolic process; long-chain fatty-acyl-CoA metabolic process. Bases 1 to 2055 code for a protein of 684 amino acids. Gene Ontology annotation, molecular function: long-chain fatty acid-CoA ligase activity. The record is from RefSeq and is a predicted model, not a curated record.